Molecule: messenger RNA, 816 nt
Organism: Boleophthalmus pectinirostris (great blue-spotted mudskipper)
Lineage: Eukaryota; Metazoa; Chordata; Actinopteri; Gobiiformes; Gobiidae
Product: protein C19orf12 homolog
Exons: 3
Coding region: 164-589 (141 amino acids)
Source: RefSeq, a predicted model, not a curated record
AAUCUUUGAACGGAAGCGGAGCCGACAGUCCCACAAUCCUUUGCAGAGUCGUGUUUUGGUAUUGGGGCUGAAAUGCGAAAGUAACUCAAAAGCAAGAAAAGCACAGAAGAGAUUAGAUACAGAACCUACUCUUUGACCUCGCCUCGACUUCAUGUGACGAGAGAUGGCCCCACGGAUUGAUGAUGUGAUGCGACUGUGUUGUGAGUUAUCAGCCCAUGAACAGAUUAAGGUUGCAGUGAAGAACUCCGCUAAAGGUGCACUGGUGACUGGAGGCAGUGCUUUUGUUGGAGGCCUAUUGGCUGGACCACCGGGACUUGCUGUUGGUGGUGCAGUGGGUGGUCUGUUGGGCUGCUGGAUGACCAGUGGACAGUUCCGGCCUUUGCCUCAGAUCCUGAUGGAGCUGCCCCCUGCUCAGCGGGACAGACUUUACCAGGACAUAGUGGCCAUCCUGGGCAAUCUGGACUGGACAGACGCAGCCCAGCUCAUCGCCCUGGUCAUGGGCAACGCAACACUGCAGCAACAGGUCACAGCAGCACUCCUUAACUAUGUGACUAAAGAACUGAGGGCUGAGGUGCACUACGGUGAAUGAAAUGACACUUCAAGUGUAAAGCUUCAAUCAUUCAAAGAUGUGCCUUCAGUUAGUAAUAGAAUUAUUUUUGUACUACAGAAAUACAUGUCAUGGCAACAUGUCAGCAUCUCAUCAUAAAAAGGUCAAACUAAAGCUCAUUUCAGUGAAAACAAGUUUUUACAGAGGGAUACCGGUACUCUGUAUCAGGGUGAUAUAUUCCGAUUGAAAUAAAACAUAAAAUAAAAUUA